This is a messenger RNA of Pygocentrus nattereri (red-bellied piranha), 2645 nucleotides long. It is a transcript of the gene sh3bgr, whose product is annotated as SH3 domain binding glutamate-rich protein. The record is from RefSeq and is a predicted model, not a curated record. Lineage: Eukaryota; Metazoa; Chordata; Actinopteri; Characiformes; Serrasalmidae. The coding region runs from base 129 to 842 and encodes 237 amino acids. The transcript is spliced from 10 exons. Gene Ontology annotation, cellular component: cytoplasm.
AGACCCCCGCCUAAAGCUCCCUGUGACCGAGCUGUGGACAAAAAUAGCCCUAGCUUCCACACAGCCAGUGCCCUCUGUGUGCUCCAGUCUCUGUACAGCCUUCACCUACUUCCAUUUCCACAUUAACCAUGGUCAUCAAAGUUUUUCUGGCAUCUUCUUCGGGGUCCACAGCGAUAAAAAAGAAGCAGCAGGAUGUGCUCGGAUUCCUGGAAGCACUGAAGAUCGAGUAUGCGCAGCUGGACAUCGCCUCAAAUGAAGAGAACCGUAUGUGGAUGAGGGAGAACGUACCUGGAGACAUGAAGCCCUCCAACGGAAUCCCGCUCCCUCCUCAGAUCUUCAACGAGGAGAACUACUGUGGGGAUUAUGAAACGUUCUUCAACGCUAAGGAGGAAAACUCCGUGUAUGAGUUCCUCGGCCUGACCCCCCCACCUGGGUUCAAGGAAGCAAAGCAGUGCGGUCUGUGGCAGACGGUUGAGGAUGGAGCUGAGGAGCGGCGUGAUGAUGACACCUCAAGAGAGGCGAUACCGAUGGAGGAACAGAAUGGAAACGCACACACAGAGGAGGAGAAGACGUCUGGAGAAGAAGCUGUAGAAGAAGAGACGAAGGAGGGAGAGGAACAAGAGGAGCCGUCAGAAGAAGAAAGUAAAGCACCACCUACGGAGGAGGAAGUCCAGGAUGGUGAAGAAGAAGGCGAUUACGACAGGGGUGAAGAGGACUUGGUGUCUGAGGAAGAGGAGGAGCUUCGACAGCUUGAGGAACAAGAAGAGCCAGUCAGUGAGGUAGAUCUCAAUGGCUUUGGUCUCUGGUGCAGACCCGAUAUCACACUUACUAUAAAGAGAUAAAAAUGUGUUUAUCACAUAAUCGUAUUGCUUAAAAUCAUUUACUCUCGGGCGAUUUUCAGUGCCUUUCCACUGCGGCAUUAGCUCAGUUUGCUAAACGACACUCUGUAGCAGUGAGUCUGUGUAACUGUAUCAGCAGAACCUGCGCAGGAAUCAAUGCAAUCUGAUCAACUUCCUUUCUAGAUCUGAAACCAAGGGGGGUUCAUUGUUGUGGCAGUAGCCCGACCCAAAAUGCACCACCUUCGUCCCCUCUCUCAUAGCCGUUGGUGCCCAUGUGUCAGGUGACUGCUACAACUGUGUAUCUUUAUGGGCCACAAUAAUGUUUUGGAAUCUUUAUAUUUAAGAACCCCUGAACCUGAACCUGAACCUUAAACCCUCUGAAGUCUAUUCUGCCUACAGACAAAUAAAAUGUUCCAUUUAGGAAAACAGCACCAUGACUGACAGGGCCUGUUUUCUUUCUCUGUGCUAUGACGGAGAGAAUAAUAUUAAAAUUAAAAGGGCUUCUUAGGGUUUGGUUAUUACUUCGCUGCUGAAAUCUGAGCAGGAGGUUACACAUAGCAGAAUGCUACUAUAGAGUUUACUGCCUCUACACAGACGAGUUGUUUUCAAGGUGAAAGACACAAGCUGAAAAAGGCUAGGCUAGUAAGUUUAGCUGAGGUACCUUACCUUUAGCAUUUUACCUAAAAGACUGGCUGCCAGAGUCGUGAGAAUGGCCAUCUUGGUCAAAUUGGUUAUAGCUAGAUGGACAUCUUGGUCAAGAUGGUUAGAGUUGGAUGACCAUCUUGGUCAAGAUGGUUAGAGCUGGAUGACCAUCUUGGUCAAGAUGGUUAGAGUUGGAUGACCAUCUUGGUCAAAUUGAUUAGAGCUGGAUGACCAUCUUGGUCAAGAUGGUUAGAGCUAGAUGGACAUCUUGGUCAAGAUGGUUAGAGUUGGAUGACCAUCUUAGUCAAGCUGCUUAGAGCUAGAUGGACAUCUUGGUCAAGAUGGCUAGAGCUGGAUUACCAUCUUGAUCAAACUGCUUAGAGCUGCAUUACCAUCUUGGUCAAAUUAGUUAGAGCUGGAUGACCAUCUUGGUCAAGAUGGUUAGAGCUAAAUGGACAUCUUGGUCAAGAUGGUUAGAGUUGAAUGACCAUCUUAGUCAAGCUGCUUAGAGCUAGAUGGACAUCUUGGUCAAGAUGGCUAGAGCUGGAUUACCAUCUUGGUCAAGUUGGUUAGAUCUGGAUGACCAUCUUGGUCAAGCUGGUUAUAACAGGAUGACCAUGUUGGUCAUCUUAGUCAGGUCAUGUUGAACCAGCUGUUAAGAGCUGGUGGACCAGACCGGCUCAGAUGGCUAGAGCUGUUUCCGACUCCGAAUCAGGAUCAGAAUCAGAGAAUCCUUUACUGAUCCCAGAGGGAAAUUGCAGUGAGGUGCAGUCAGAGUGGGCCUGUCAAAAACAGAUGGAAAUACGGGCAGCUUUUCUUCUCAGCUCACAGUCUUUCUCUUCUCUCUCUGCUCACUCCAUCCUCCCUCCAUCACUCCUCUCUCUCUCCAUUCUUUUUACCCCACCUCCCAUUCCAUCCACUCACAUCACAGGAAGAGCCUCAAGAAGAGCCAGUCAAUGAGGUAGAUCUCCAGGGCUUUGGUCUCUGGUGUUCCCACAUAUACAUGAUCCCACAUUAUGAUCUUCUUCUUUCUGUCUUUUCUGCUCGAGCGUUACUGCCGUGCAGCGAGGCGUCUCUGUUCAGAUGAUGUAGUUUAGCGUGUGUGAGCUGUGUGGUCUAAAACAUGGGGCAUGUUCUGCUCUUCUCGUGUUUUAAUGUGCGGCG